ACCCCAGUCCCAAACUUGCCAAAACUUUCUCUCAAUUUUCUCCUUCGUUUUACCUCGAGAAAAACACUUCCCCGGGCUUUUCCCAGAUCCCAGGAAUCAACAAACUUUCAUAAAACCAGACGAUGAAGAAUCCAGGGUUCUUAGCCGCCUCAGUCGCCGCUGCCUCUGUGACUGCCCUCUCUGCUACUUCUUCUCCAAGUUUCGUCUGUAAUUCCAAUUUUCAAAUUUCUCACCAGGAGGAUAUAAAUAAGGGAGAGCAACAAAAUUCAAAUUCUUCAAUGCAAAGGUCUCCUUCCACGGAUAAAUUUGCUCCAAGGUUUGAUGGCUUGAGAUUUAUUGAAACACUAAUUACUGCCCACAGAUGAGCUCCGCUCUGCUCUUGAAGCCUCAGGGCAAUAGUUCUUAUCAAAUUCUAUAGUAUUAUUGUCUUCUACUUUGCAACAAUUAGAAGAUUAAAAAAGGAAAAAAAAAAAAAAAUCCAACUGCGUUUUUGGUAGCCAUACUAGUAAAAGAGAUAGGGAGGAGAGGAAUUGUAUUGUUUUGAGGGAUUUCAUAUUGAAACUUUUUUCCUUUGAAAUUUUUUUUUUUUUUCCUUUUUUGUGGCUUCCUUUUGAUAUUGACUUUAUGAGAAAAGCAGUGGUUGGGCGUUUGAAUUGAUGUGGUAUAUGUUUUAUCAUGACUUCACAUGUGAUACUUAUGUACUGGAAUUAUUUUAAUAAAAGUGAAAGAUCCAACCCUAAAAGGUUUUUUCUUUCUAAUUCUGGUCA
Ziziphus jujuba (common jujube) is the source of this 767-nucleotide messenger RNA. RefSeq lists its product as uncharacterized. The record is from RefSeq and is a predicted model, not a curated record. The transcript is spliced from 2 exons. NCBI's taxonomy places the organism in Eukaryota, Viridiplantae, Streptophyta, Magnoliopsida, Rosales, Rhamnaceae. The coding region runs from base 123 to 365 and encodes 80 amino acids.